UGCCAGUAAAAAUUCAUUUGUUGUUAAAUUUUUGUUGUCACUGUUUUGUCUUCAGUGCUUCAUUCCAUAAUCUUUCCAACAGGCCUGUACAAACAAACGUACCCCAUUGUGAUUACCCUAAUUUUAAUGUUAUCUCAGGAGUAAAUUGCACUCUCAGACAUAUAGCAUUGCUCUUUGGCAGUCUUUGCUGUAACGAGCGAAUCUGUGUUCCAGUGGUUUACUUUGUUUUACAGCUUUGCGAAGCUGUCAUUUUGAUCUAUCAUGGAGGAGCAUCCGUCUUCCAAAGGGAAAAAACAGCCUGACAAUCCCAACCCGGAAUUAAUGGACACCGAAGCAGCAGCCCCAUCGCCACAGGCUACGGAUACAGCCUCUGCGAGCAGCAGCAGCAACAACUGGUCGUGGGGCUCAUUCCUGCAGAAAGCCACCACGGAUAUCAUUGGCAAGUCGACAGCCAUGGUGGAAUUUAUGAAACGUGACCUGACGGAGUUCUCUGAGGUAAUGCAGAAGGAUACGGCCAUUAUCAUGAACGAUGCCACGCAGAGUCUGAAAGGAAAGAUGACGAUGGAAGAAGCUAGUAAGGCUGCCGGCCUGGUCAAGUCCGGCAUCACUUCGUUCUUCGGUUCGAUUAACUCCUCUCUGGCCAUGUUCGAAGAGAAACCAGCUUCGGAUUCUGCACAUGAGCAACAGACUCGCUUCCAGACACGUUUGUCAACUAUCCAACAUGAUCCUAAUACGUACCAGAAGGAGCCAUCGGGCCGGCCCGAGGAUUUCGAAGCGUGGUUGCUCAUGUUCGAUAUUAACAAGCGGGCGGAUAUGGAAAAUAUCCUGGAUACUGCGGAUUGUGUGCAGAAUGCAUACAAUCAGUUUGUCCCGCUUGUUGUUACCCAUAAUGAAUUUUGGCAAAGGUAUUUUUAUCGGGUUUAUCAGUUAGAAAAGGAUGAGAAACGGAUACAGUCUCUUAUGGCCCGAUCUGGUGAUGAGCGCACACCGGACGACAUGGAUUGGGGAGAUGAAGAUCCAGGAGCGGCCUCUCCAUCGACCUACCUCGACCCGUCGGAAGUGUGCAGUGUGGUAUCUAACGAGAGUUUCCAAAUGGUUUCCCAUGAUCCCGUCGUGGAGCACGAUGUGGGCGAUGCCAUUCUUGUCGAUUCCGCCUCUCAUCCCGAUUCCCCGGUCAAGUCGACCUCUGGCCAUAAAAAGCAAGAAUCUUCCGGCAGUUCAAGUGAUUGGGACCACAUUGUCGAAAGCGCAGUGGAAAGGCGGCAUUCAGGUGACAGCAACACUCCGACGCCUGAAUAGAUUCACUUACCAUAGCCCAUGGUUACCGCGGAUAAUCUCACGUCGCUUCCGGUGGACACAACUGGCCAGUUGAAGGAUUUUAAAAUUUUAUACGACUCUUUUGACGCAUUAUUCGCCCUAAUUGACGUAGUUUGGUACUGCUUUCAUCCGACAUACUGGACAUUAUUCAGGACUUUUGGUUGGUUACUUAGUGGGUAUACAUUUUUUAAUGUACGUGCUGGGAUUUGCUGUGAAUACUUUUAUACGUCUUCGGCUCUUGUCUUGUGCUAGUAUCGAGGGUACUUUGACAAAAAAUGUUUGGUGCGCUUUUUUGUGUUGCCGAAUCAAAAGGAUCAUGCCGUUCACAAACGUUAAAACAAUAUU
This is a messenger RNA of Paramacrobiotus metropolitanus, 1662 nucleotides long. Its product is annotated as BSD domain-containing protein 1-like. The record is from RefSeq and is a predicted model, not a curated record. Lineage: Eukaryota; Metazoa; Tardigrada; Eutardigrada; Parachela; Macrobiotidae. Gene Ontology annotation, cellular component: cytoplasm.